UUGUGAAGUACAUCAAAUGCAGUUAUUCAAUGUUUCAUAUUUCAAUUACUUACGAAGAAUUUUUUAUUUAUCAAAACAUUAUUUGUCCUAAGUAUAAUGGUACAGGAAAAUUGUUACAAUAAGCAUUGUAUUGGUUACAAUAAGUGGAAAUGGACCCACAGUUAACCAAACAAUUAAUUCGAAGACGAUUGAUUUUAGAAAAUUCUUUGGAAAAUUCGAUAAAUUAUGAAAAUAAAAUAAAUAAUAUUGAAAUAUCUCCAAUAUUGUUAACAAAUAGUGUACCGUCAAGUAACAUAAAACACAAUUUUCUAGAAAAAAUCAAAAAAUUUGAAUCAUUUGGUGAUAAUCAAACAAAGAGAACACAUCAAAAAAUUGUAGAAAAAUUUCGUAAUAAUACUGAAAUUGUCAACAAAUUUAAUAAUCUGAAUAAAGAAACAGCAUCAAAGAGAAUACAAAUAACAAAUAAACUUGAAUUUGAUAGUAUUGAGAGCUUUUAUAAUAACAAUAAUAAAAAAGAUAACUUAAACGAAAAAAUAAAACAAUUUGAAAUAUCAUCUUUACCAAAAAAUAAAGCCUUAAAAUUAAGCACGAGAAGUGUUAAAGAACAUCUACAAACAUCAAAUGAGUUAAUCAAAUCAUCAAAAAAAAAAAUAUGCAGUAAAUCUGAUUAUAAUAAUUGGAAAAUUGACAAAAACUGGAAUCAGUCAUCUAUAAUGAUUAAAAUAAAUUAA
Molecule: messenger RNA, 731 nt
Organism: Melanaphis sacchari
Lineage: Eukaryota; Metazoa; Arthropoda; Insecta; Hemiptera; Aphididae
Exons: 3
Coding region: 150-731 (193 amino acids)
Source: RefSeq, a predicted model, not a curated record